Molecule: messenger RNA, 1059 nt
Organism: Cadophora gregata
Lineage: Eukaryota; Fungi; Ascomycota; Leotiomycetes; Helotiales; Ploettnerulaceae
Exons: 3
Coding region: 68-274 (68 amino acids)
Source: RefSeq, a predicted model, not a curated record
CCGAGUUUCGACGUCGCGAUCUCCUCAAAGGCAGAUUCAAACCCGCAAAUCGAAGCAAUUGAUUAAGAUGGGCGGCGGCGGCAAGAUCCCAUAUCCCAAACAUGUCUGGUCACCAGCUGGUGGCUGGUACUCGCAACCCUCGAACUGGAAAGCAAACACGGCAGUCUUCGGCGUUUUCAUCGUUGGUCUUACGGCAAUGAUGUGGAAGUUGAGCGCGGAGAGAGAGUUCCGGUCGAAAUUCCCUGAAGAAGGGCGAUUCUUCCCAAGUCGGUAGUAUGUCAUUCUGAUAUUCAUACGGGAAGGGUUUUUGCUGAUGGGCCUCUAGCUGGAGCAAACAGAUCAAGGAGCACGAAGUAGAGAAGAAAGCGAGUGGUGGAUCAUAGAAGGGGCAUUAGAUAAUGGGCAGGCGCUUGUACAUAUCUACGGAGUCAUGAAUUGACUAGGUCAAAAGAGAACUGGCAAAUGAAAUGUCCUUUUGCCACUGAGCAUACUAUCACAGCAUUUGCGGCGAUACUCGUCGACGGCUGGCCGAGCGUCAGAACGGACUGGAUCCAGGAUCUAGUUUGUACGAGCCACGGAACGAUAAGUUGUUUUCGACCUCCGUGAAUUCCGUGGAACUAUUUUAUCAUUCGGAUUUUCUAGGUACCUAUCCAGGCUAGUUUCCUUGUUUGAAAUCGUAUCACCGCUCGUCGUCGCAUUUUUCAGGAAAAUGGUCCAAGUACGAAGUACGCAAUGUUCCUGCAGCUAAGGAAAUAUCAAUUAGCACAAGCUUUCUUACUUGGGAAAGGUGUACGGCAAAUCUGCUAUGCCUGGCUACUCAUUCGAAACAACUUUCAUUCAUUCCCGUUCAAGUUACUCGAACACAGUAGCCAUCAAACAUAAUCACCUGCCGAGUACUAGUUCUGUCUUCUGCCGAGCCAUCAACAUUUAAACCAAUGCCCAAACGCCUGAUGAACACAAUUACCUAUCUCUAUCAACCUGACCCCUUCAAUGCCCAAAACACAUUUCCCAAUUCUGAACAACAGCAAAGUCACGCCUAUUAUCCACUCCACUCCCUCC